GUAAUUCAGCGCACAAGACACGGAUUGUUAUCCCAACGUUUAUCCUUUCACUUUCAGCUCAGCAAAACAAACUGAGCAAUGGCGGUUCUGAUCCGCUGCUCUUGCUUCCUCGCACGCCCUCGCUUCUCACAACCUCAAUUCUACGCCAACAACCCCAAACCCCUACUCCCAGGAAAACUAGCUUGUCUUUCUCUGAAACCGGACAAGGGUGUUCCACUCUUUAAGGAUACGUUUGAUAGGUCUUCUGAAAUUUCAAGUUUGCUGCACUGCUCAAAGUGUAAGGAAGAUAUGCACCAAAGGUUCCCGUCACUGAUAUUUCUAGCUAGCAAUAUUUUGAUGUUCUCUAUGCCUAAUACAGCUUUGGCUGAAACGUGUGAAGCUGAUAACUCUGUUUUCAAUAUGCCUGUACUGCUGGCAGUAGCUCUCAUUGGAGCCACUGUAGGAGGGUUGCUUGCUCGGCAAAGAAGAAACGAAUUACAGCGGGUAAACGAGCAAUUAAUCCAAAUCAACACAGCUUUAAGGAAGCAAGCAAAAAUUGAGUCGUAUGCCCCUAGCUUGAGUUAUGCUCCCAUUGGUAGUGGUAGGAUACCUGAUAAUGAAAUUAUUGUUGACCCAAAGAAGCAGGAGCUAAUUGCUAAAUUGAAAAAUGGGAAGAACUUUCUAAGGAAUCAACAGCCAGAUAAAGCAUUCACAGAGUUUAAGAAUGCACUUGAGCUUGCCCAAAAUAUAUGGUCGAGAUGGUAUGACAACUGA
Messenger RNA from Cajanus cajan (pigeon pea), 753 nucleotides. The record is from RefSeq and is a predicted model, not a curated record. NCBI's taxonomy places the organism in Eukaryota, Viridiplantae, Streptophyta, Magnoliopsida, Fabales, Fabaceae.